Messenger RNA from Prorocentrum cordatum, 977 nucleotides. The record is from the annotation of a GenBank genome assembly. Lineage: Eukaryota; Dinophyceae; Prorocentrales; Prorocentraceae.
AUGGCUCCGAAGAUGGCAAAGACGACCCUCAGCACAGUCACGCCGUCGAAGGAGGAGCUGGCCAAAGCUCGAGAGAUACUCGCACAGGCAGCGCACGAUUUUUCAAACAGGGCACUGUCUGCAGACGGUAAGGAGCUGGCCUCGAAGAAGCAGUCGAUGAAGCACUUCCUCCUCUCGAACCCAGACGCUGCAGCUUCGUCGGCGAAAGGCGCUACCAAGAUGGCGUUUCUAGAGAAGUUCCUCGUGCACCAGCUGAGGUGCAAGGAUACAGAGAAGAAGUCGCUCAGCGAGAAGACGAAGAAAACAUCUAACAUCACGUACAAUGACGUUCAGUGGAUGUCCCAGGAUAAGAUGGACGCUGAGUUAGGCGAGGCCAAGGCCAAGCAUUGGCGCGAGCGUGGCAAACUCAGGAGCAGGCCUGAUCGCCUCACAGGCUCCACGGACCCACUGCUGGUGGAGUGGCCUGUGCCUACCGAGUGGCAGCGGAUGAGCGACGAGGACAUCCACACCUUCAUGCUGCAGGUCUCGGGCGACGCCGACGAGGAGGACCUCGCCACGUUCAACAGUGCCAUGGCGGCGAGCUCCGAUGUGAAGAUCAAGGAGGAGCCCGAGACAGAGACGAUGAAGAUGGCCAAGCGCGUCGAGGAGCUUCGGGCUGGUGUGCAGGAUAAGCUUCGCGUGUACCAUGACAUGCACGUCGAUGCCAAGGUGAUCAAGACUAAGAUCGGAGCAUCUUCCGACAAUGGUAAGUACUCUGAGACCUUCGUGAAAGACCUCGACAAGCAUAUUGCGAAGCUUGCGAGGGCCACCAAAAUCCUGGACAGGAUGUGCACCGAGGAGGUGAACGACACUGAGCUGCCGAAAUUGAUCAACACCUUGGAUGCCAUUGACAAGGAGGACGUUUCCAUCAAGGAGUGGGCCGUCAGGUUCAAUGCCUACACCCCGAAGCCGACUGGGGAGGGUGGCAACAAGCGCAG